Messenger RNA from Monoraphidium neglectum, 594 nucleotides. Its product is annotated as Transmembrane 9 superfamily member 3. The annotation marks the transcript as partial. The transcript is spliced from 3 exons. The record is from RefSeq and is a predicted model, not a curated record. Gene Ontology annotation, biological process: protein localization to membrane. Lineage: Eukaryota; Viridiplantae; Chlorophyta; Chlorophyceae; Sphaeropleales; Selenastraceae. Gene Ontology annotation, cellular component: membrane.
AUGCGAGGACGGCAGGGGACGCUAUGGCUGCUAGGCCUUCUGGCCGCCAGCCUAGCGGGGCCAGCACUAGCAAGCGAGCGCAACCAUCGCUAUGCGGACAAGGAGCCGGUUGUGCUGUGGGUAAACAAAGUGGGGCCCUUCAACAACCCACAAGAGACCUACAAUUACUACGCCCUGCCAUACUGCAAGGCGCGGCCUGAUGAGCCCGCCGAGCACAGCUGGGGCGGCCUUGGGGAGGUGCUGCAGGGCAAUGAACUAAUUCACAGCCAGCUGGACAUCAAGUUCAAGGUCCCGGUCCCGAAGACCCUGAUCUGCGAGAAGACGCUGUCGGACGACGACGUGUCUGAGUUCUCGGAGGCGAUCCGGCGGCAGUACUGGUUUGAGCUGUUCAUGGACGAGCUGCCGAUGUGGGGCUACGUGGGGGAGGUCAAGCACGGGGCCAAGGGGCAGCAGCCGGCCACGCUGCUGUACCCGCACUGGCAGCUGGACAUCAGCUAUAACGAGGACCAGCAGGAGUACGAGGAUGCAGCCCUGGCGCCGCAGCAGGAGCAGCAGCAUCAGCAGCGGCAGCAUGCCGUAGCAGCAUCUGCGAUC